AUGCCAUCGUCAAGUCGAAAACGGGCAAGAUCCGACGCGGAUGGCGGCCGUUCUGCCCGCCGGCGAUCACGGCGUGAGGAAGACGGCGACGCCAACGGCAGUGACAACGACGACAGCCGGGGCGAAGACUCGCUGGCCGGCCCGAGCAAUGGCGGCGGUAUGGACGUUGACGACGACGGAGCGUCUAGUAACGCACAGAGCUCCUGGCGCCUCCCCGCGGGCUACGACGACAGCAACCGUGCAUUCCUUCAAGCUCUCAUGGCGCACGGCGCCCUGACAUUCCAGCAAGCCCAGCAGGUCCUGGCUCCCAUUCUCAACGUGAAAAAGAAUCUCGAAGCGACGGCGGCCGGUGCCAGCCCGACAGAGAUCCAGCACCUGUCGCCCGAGGACGUUACAUUUGACACGCUGCGGCACUACAUCAACCAGGCCAAGGCCGCGCUGGUGCCGCUCGACUUUGACAUUCGGUCGGCGACGAACGAGCGGUCGAUGGGCAGUGGCGGGAGUCGUGGGAGCGGUGGCCAAAGCAGCAGCACCAACAGCAGCAGCAGCAACGACCGCCGCGUUUGGGUCCUUGUGAGCACCGACAAAGACCCCAAGUCGCACCUGGCGGUGCUGUUUACGCCACGCAAGCUCGCGUUCAUCCACCGCCUGCUGGACGCCCUGUUCGACACGUACAAUACCCCGCGCAUCGAGGCACUGUGCAUUACGGAGCAGCAGGCUCUUAAAUUGUCGCGGCCACCGCGGACGGCAGCGCGGCCGAGUGUGGGCGGGGAGGCCGACGGAGCUGGUGCUGGUGCUGGUGCUGGUGCCGACGCCGACGGUAAUGCCGCAGCGGCUGCGGCCCGCGACAAGGGCCUCAAGCACUCCGUCGUGCUGUCGCUGCUGGCGUCGUUGGUCCGCCAGGGGUGGCUGGCCAAGAGCGCACAGGGAUUCUACGCGUUGACGACACGCGCCCUGCUCGAGCUGGAGCCGUUCCUCGUCGACCAGUACAACGAAGAGCCGACCGGCACGACGGCCACCACUUGGCAGCGCAUCAAGUACUGCGCCGCGUGCCGCGAACUCAUCACCUCGGGCCUGCGCUGCGCGACGCCGACGUGCACGCUGCGCCUGCACGACCACUGCGAGGAAGCCUUUUGGCGCUCGCAGGCGGCGCGCAACACCACCACCACGACCACCAACAGCAACCACCGCCACCGCCACCGGUGUCCCCAGUGCGACGCGCCCUGGGGCAAAGCCGAGGAUGCCAACGGCGAGGUCGAGGGCAAGCUGCACUUUAUCGGCGAGCGCGCCAUCACGUCGACGGACGUCUACCGGCGCAAGAAGCGCCAAGGCCGGCCGAGCGAGGGCGUCGACGAGCUGAUGCGCACGCUGCAGCCGCGGGCGGCCACAGGAGGCAGUGGGCGAGGAAGAACGGGAGGAGGGGAGGACGAAGUGGCUGCGCCGUUCCGGCAAGCAGCGUCCCGGCGACGGGAGGUUGCAGCAGACGGCGAGGACGAGUAG
Sporothrix schenckii 1099-18 is the source of this 1500-nucleotide messenger RNA. RefSeq names its product DNA repair protein Nse1. The record is from RefSeq and is a predicted model, not a curated record. Gene Ontology annotation, biological process: DNA damage tolerance; double-strand break repair via homologous recombination. The coding region runs from base 1 to 1500 and encodes 499 amino acids. Gene Ontology annotation, cellular component: nucleus; Smc5-Smc6 complex. The transcript has a single exon. Gene Ontology annotation, molecular function: ubiquitin-protein transferase activity. Lineage: Eukaryota; Fungi; Ascomycota; Sordariomycetes; Ophiostomatales; Ophiostomataceae.